This is a messenger RNA of Symbiodinium sp. CCMP2456, 3737 nucleotides long. The record is from the annotation of a GenBank genome assembly. Lineage: Eukaryota; Dinophyceae; Suessiales; Symbiodiniaceae.
GCUAAGGAGUGCAGAGGCUUGGCGGCAGCUCACCAGCUUCAGUGCAAGGUUGCUUUGAUCCUGAAAGACUUUCAGGACGGCAAGGGGGCUGAGGGUCUCAGUGCCUCUAAGUCUUGGAUCCGUCUUGUGGAUGGCAAGUGGAAAGAGGUUUGGGUUCUCCCCCUUUCCCACGACCUCCCUCCCUGGGGUGACAAGCCCACAGUCGUGGAGUGUAAAAGUGUCCCUGAACAGGUCAAGCAAGCCACGCUCAAAGUCAUCAUUCCGAAAGCCUUUCAAUCUUCAUGUGAAUGGGAUGAGAUUGUUAAGAAACCCGCAGCUGCAGUGAAGUUGCUUCUCCCGGACGAACUUGCGGUCCGAAGCUACGGCUGGCACAAACUUGAACAGUGCGACGAGGCCAUAUGCGGUUUCCUCAAGCUCCCGGAAGCUAAAAGCCAGCUUGUGCUUAACAACUCGGGAUGUAAAGGAGUCUUUGUCAAGAGAGUCGAUGGCCACUUAGACCCUGCUCAAAGGGCCCCGGUCAAGUGGCUCGCUGUCGAAAAGAUGAAGGCCCCGGCGUACUUCGCCUUGGCGAGGCGAGAGGCUGACAAAGCCAAGGCCUCGACCAAACGCCGCUGGGCGGCAAGAGGCGUUCCGUCCAGCUGGUGCCCGGCUCAGAUGCAGCAGCUGUUGACCUCUCAAAACUGGAGGGUCAUCUCCGACAUACAGGCUCCAGCCCGGCCGAAAGGCAUCUGGACCUUUUCGGCUGCUCCGCCGCAGGGGCAGUCCAGUGGCCAAUGGUUCCUCAAGUGCGGUGACCAAGGCACGAUUGAAAUAUCACCUUGGCGCAAGAGCUCCACGAGGCCCGUGUCUUUUCCCAUGCGGGCUCCUGCUGCAUGGGUUAGUAAAGCUAAAGACAAGGACUCUGCUAAUGAUGGCUUUAAGCCCAAUGGAGAGCCAGAGACCCCAGACAGUAGGGGAAACGACAAGCUGGUGGCCCCAACUGUGAUUGAUGCGUCUCUCCCCGAAAGCUCGCAGGAAAUUGAGAUGGAUGCCAAACGCGGUGAGAAACAUGAUCGCAAAGCUGUCCCCUCUCCCACUAAGCCCCACAAGGCUGCGCGCAUCGAGCCUGAGAGCACGCAUCAGGAAUCUGAUUCGCUGGGCCCGGAUGAGGUCAAAAUGUGGGAUUUAGGAGGGGUCGGAGAUUGUGGAUUUCGUUGUUUGCCCGCGUCCAACGCGGUUAGACAGGGAGCCACGCCAGAGCAGCUGCAGCCUAAGAUAGGCAAGGUUGCCUUGUCCCUCAGGACUCGAGCUGCCGAAUGGCUAGAAAGCAACCAGGGCGCAUGGGCUCUCGAGUGGUACGCGGACGCUGACUGUACGGAAGAAACUGAGGGAGGAAGUAUCCCGCAGGACGCUGCUCAGUGUGACGAUGAGCAUGUGAAAGGGCCCGAAAGGGCUUUUGGGCAUGCUCAGGAUGCAGGUCGCUGCGUGGCCUCUCCGCUUCAGAGGGACUCUCCUUCCGAGGCUUCCUUGUGGCUUCACCCUGUUGCGGAGGCCGAUGGGAAGUCGAGUGUGCAAAUCAGGCACCCGGCCCUGGUCCCAGAGGAAACGGCUCGUGACGGUUGGCAGCUCUGGUGGAGAUGCGACGAACCGGGUUGCGACUACACGGUGUGGCACCACCCCUUGGUUAGAGGCUGUCACGAGGCUCGUAGACAGCACCUGAUCACGAAACACGCCUAUCCUGCGGAUGGUCUUCCCGAUAUCCUGGUUGAGGCCCCAGUCAAAGGCACUAAGAUGCUCUGGUGGGAAUGCCCGAUACCGGAAUGCGAUUUCAAGGUUCACAGAAUAGUGGGGCAGCAGGGUCACAGCCAGGCCAAGGACCUCCACCUGCGUAAUGUGCAUGGCAUGGCCAAAGCUUUUCCUUUCACGAAGGCUGUGUCACUUCAAGACACUCACCAUCGUCUUCAGAAGUCCCAUGAAGCCCUUAACCUCAAGUGGAAGGUUUUUGUUGAGGAGUUCAACAAGAAAAGAUGGAAAGGCAGUCAUCACGUAGAGGCGGAGCCCUCGCUCUUUAAGCCUGCCAAGACCAAAGAUGGUAGCACCAUUCACGCUCCCUGGCACAAGUGUAAGGCCUGUGGCGUUUUGGUCAACCGUAGCUGGCUCCGCCAUGCGGCAGGUAAGAAGGCUGUGAAGGAUGCCAGGAGCUCAAUCUCUCUGAAGCCGCGCUCCCAGGUGCGCGUAACACCGCCCGUCGCUCAGGCCUCUCCCUCGGUCGAGUCCAAGUGGCUGCUCUGGUCUCAAGCGGCUGAGGAGUUCUCUUGGGGCGUGCGCCCCAUUCGCGCAGUGAAAGGUCUUGCGCAGUCUCUAGAGGAGAGGCAAACCCGCCGAACUCUCAGGCGAGUCACUGAGGCACACAUCCAAGCCUGGAGGGGCUACGAAGUUAAUCCAGGCCUGGUCAGGAAGAUCACAAGGACGCCUCUGCAGGCUGAGGAGCGACAGGCGGUGACACAGCGUCGUUGGGGCCUCGCGGUCCCUUUGCUCCAAAAGAGACUCAGGGCACAGCUUGCCAAGGGUCAGGCUAAGGCUCUGUCCGAGUGGAAGCACAAAGUCCACUCCUUAUCAGGCGCCGCCUCUUGGAUCAAAAGCGAAGGCCCCAGCCCGCAGUGCCUCCAGAACGAAGAGGGACAAGUGCUAAGCAACCGCCCUGCGGCGGCUCAGGCGCUGAGGGAACAUUGGUGCUCCAUUUUCGGGGCCAAUCAACCCGCAGACACGUACUGCGAAGCUUUCCGACAGAAGUAUAGUGACUACCUCCGUCCCCGCUCCCUGGGCCUUUCUCUCUCUCAGAUCAAGGCCCAAGACCUCAGGGCCUCCCUGAAGAAGAUGAAAGGCAAAGCGGCAGGGCUUGAUGGGCUCCCCCAGGGAGAUCCCUGGAGCCCCUUGGGUCUAGCAGCAGUCCUUGCUGCUCCGAAGCAACAUGCUGCUAGCAAAGCACCGGGCACAGAGUGCCUCUUGUACCUGGACGACAGGCCUCUGACUCAGAAAGAGCAGGCACGCAAGGAGAAGGCGGCUUCCGUGGCGAGCCGCAUUGCUCUGCUGCCAGUCUCUCUGAAGAUGCGCGCGGCCCUUUGUGCUACAGUUUUCAGCCCGAUCGCGGCUUGGGCUUGCCUUCUCAAUGGCCGAGUCCCUGAUGCUGCAGAGCUCAGUUGGUACUACUCCACUUUCAGGAAAGCGGUGAAAGUGGGCGAUGCUAAGGGUGAUCGCAGCAGCAGAGACCUGCAGAAACUGCUGCUGCUGGGUCACACGGCCGACCUCCCAGUGGUUGCGGCAUGCAGGGUGCUUAAGGCCGCGGCAAGAUGGGCUUCUUACAAGUUCAGGAUAGGCCAGGACCCACAGAGCGCGGCCCUCAUGAGAGCCAGACCGGUCAGGGCCUUAGAUUCCUGUCUGCCUGCUCCCUGGAAGAGUAGCGGUUCCUGGGGUCGCUGGACUAAUGGUCAAGCCACGUGGAACAUUCUUGCCGAGAGUGCUGAACAGAAGCGCGCUGCGCACGAGGUGCGAGAGUCUUGGCGUCUCACGAGACUGCAGCGGUGGCUUGCUGCUAACCGCAACGAUGCUCGUGAUGCUCGUAACGAGGGCCUGAUUGCUUCCUCGGCUUUGGUCAAACGACUGCGGGAGAUCGCUGGUCAGGUGGAUGGUCAUGGCAUGCAUUCGUGCCGCAGACGUAGCAGGGAGACGCAAGCGUGCUCCCUGGAGGGAAGGCUGAG